UGCGACGUGACUGCAGCUUUCAAUUCUCGAGCAAACAAAGAAACCUAAAAGGCUAAAACCCAAACACAGUCCCUCGUCUGCUCAAAGAGCCACACGCAGGGUUGCAGUAUUUUGUGGUCGUAGCUAACAAUGGAGGCCGUGGAAAAUGACCAAAGCGCCCUCGAAACCCCCCCGGAUCCCGCCACCACCCCUCUUCAACAACCUCUCUCGAAGAGCGCCCAGAAGAAGCUACUGAAGCAACAGAGGUUCGAGGCGAAGAAAGCGGAGAAGAAGGCCCUGACGAAGCAGCAAAAGAGGCAAGAUUCGGAGCGGAAACGAAAGGAGUGGGAGGAGACUUUGGCCAGCGUGCCCGAAGAGGAGCGAUCGAAGCUCAUCGAGUCCCGCAGAAGCCUGAGGAAGGAGAGGAUGGAGAAGAGGUCGGAGGAGAGAGGGAGGAAGAUCGAGAGGCUCACUGGAGCCAGAGAUUGCGGCCAGAAGAUCGUCAUAGACCUCGACUUCGCUCACCUCAUGACCCCCUCCGAGAUUCACAGUCUCGUUCAACAGAUUAUGUAUUGUUACGCGGUGAAUGGAAGAUGCUCUAGCCCUUGCCAUCUCUGGUUAACGGGGUGCGAGGGAGAGAUGGGAAGCCAAUUGAAAAGACUCCCGGGGUUUGAUAAGUGGAUAAUUGAGAAGGAAAAUGGAUCAUAUAUGGAAGCAUUGGAAGAUCAAAAGGAAAACCUGGUGUAUCUCACGGCCGAUGCAGAAACUGUUCUCGAGGAACUUGAUCCCAAGAAGAUAUAUAUUGUUGGUGGGUUAGUGGACCGUAAUCGGUGGAAAGGGAUAACCAUGAAGAAAGCAAAAGAGCAAGGAAUCCAGACAGCGAAGCUCCCGAUUGGGAGUUACUUGAAGAUGUCAAGUUCCCAGGUCCUAACCGUGAACCAAGUGAUAGAGAUACUCCUCAAGUUUAUGGAAACAAAGGAUUGGAAAGUUUCUUUUUUUCAAGUGAUUCCUCAAAGGAAAAGACCUGAAGCUGAUUCAGAAGGAUAUCAGAAAGUAGAAGGGGAAGAAAACGAAGAGAAAGAUGAUCAAUUGGAUUCAAAAAAGAAGUGUGCAUGGCAAGUCUUCUGCACCAUAUAAUCACGAGCGCUACUAGGCCUUGCUUAGACCGGGCCCGAUUGUAGCGCCCCUCUCACACCACCUUUCUUUGUUGUGGCAUCAUGGGUACACCAGCGCUCUUGCAUCCAUUGUCUGUGGCGCGGUGAUCGUUGUGGGAUGAACUACCCAUAUCUGCAAGAGGAAAUGAUUUGUACAGUUUUAGAGCAUACAAUUCAGGUGGAAUUCUUUUAAAAAAAUUGGAUAAAUUCGAGACCCAUAUAAAAAAAAUUUGCCUUCUAAUAAUAGAUUUCACUUUUUAUCAAAAAAAAGUGCGAGAUUUGUACACAUUUAAAGUUGUAUUUAGGAUUAUUUAUCAACAAAUAGUUUUUUUUU
Carya illinoinensis is the source of this 1467-nucleotide messenger RNA. RefSeq names its product tRNA (guanine(9)-N1)-methyltransferase. Gene Ontology annotation, biological process: tRNA N1-guanine methylation. The record is from RefSeq and is a predicted model, not a curated record. The transcript is spliced from 4 exons. Gene Ontology annotation, cellular component: nucleus. Bases 130 to 1116 code for a protein of 328 amino acids. Gene Ontology annotation, molecular function: tRNA binding. Lineage: Eukaryota; Viridiplantae; Streptophyta; Magnoliopsida; Fagales; Juglandaceae.